UCUGUGCCUCAGUCGAAAAGCCCCGUGUCCCUUAGUGCUGCCUUAAAGGAUCCUUGCAAGUGACUCAACCACCACAAAAAAGGCAUCCCUUUCUUACUGCUUCUGCCUACCCAAGUGCAUGCCAUUAAAUUGUGGGCCCUACAGCAGGUCUAGAUCAUGCUUCACAGAUAAGCAGUAAGUAACUAAAGCUUCAAGUGUCCUGCUAACAGUGUCACCCAAGUAUAAUCCAGGCCCUGACUCAAACUGACAAGGACAGGUUGGCCUCUGGAAUAAUCUCUUUAAAUAGCAGCAGCCACCUCUCUCGAAGGCACUUCCCUCCCCCAGCCAGCGCUGGAGAGCUGCUUACAGCACUGCUGCCCACUAUUUCCCACCGGGCAUUGCAGGGCUGGCACUGCUCACAGGCAAGUGUGUCCCCUGCCCGCAGCCUCCUAGCUUUGCUUCGCACCAGGAAUUGCAAUGAAUUUUGCAGCACAGUUUCUCUACUCCAGGGUGCUAAAAACCAGAACUCCCAGGGACCGCUCCAGGGAAGAUGAAGAGUACGACCCUUUCUGGCAAAGGUUGGAGAACAUUGCUGUCUGACUUAGAGCUAGAGUGCUCCUUUCUCCCCCUCAGGGGUCAUGGUCAGCCCUCGGGGUCCAUCCAGACCCAUGGACAUGACAACCCCUGGAUCCCUCCUGCCUCCCUAUGGUGUCGUAGUUGGAGUUUUGCUUCGCCUCGUUGUUUAUUUAGUCGCUGUGCUGUAUAGUUAUGCUGAGGAGCUGCUCUUGAAAAAGGAUGACAAUAAAAUAAAGAAACAAGAUACUCCAGCACUUUGUGAUCUUCACUGUUGUAAGGAGGGGCCAAUAAGAAAUGGCCUUAUUGGACAGAAGCCACCCUCUAUCAACCCUGAGAGACUGAAGGACUUUGGUGAGGAGGAUUACCUGAACGGGGAUGUGAAGACCUGGGAAAUGAAGAUCGUGCGCCGUAAUGAGGAGUUACUUAGGGAUGGUCUUUCCCACAUCCCUCAGUCAAGCAGUAGGACCAGCCUGUCAAGCUGUAACAAGCUGAUUCGAUUUGAAGAUAUUAGUGCAGCAGCUUUCAAAAUCCAGUGCAGUGUUCAGAAAACCCCCUGCAUGUAUUCUAGGCUAUCCAAGCAGUAUGGAAUGGACAUCUACCUAAAGAAGGAGUUCCUCCAGUACACAGGAUCUGUGAAGGAACGAGGUGUAAUUUACCUUCUGACAUCACUGCCUCAGGAUCAGCAAAGAAAGGGGGUGAUCGUGGCUUCGGACAGUAACUUUUCCAUGGCUGUUGCUUACCAUGCCUCAGAGCUCCGUAUUCCAGUGUUUGUCAUCAUGUCAACCAGCACAUCCCCAGCCAGAGUGAAAAUGUGCCGUGAGUACGGUGCCAUGGUUAUAUCCUAUGGCACUACAGCUAAGGAUUCCCAGACGCACGCAAGAAAGUUGGCGCAGGAGAAUGGUUACCUCUACCUUGAAGAGGAGGAUAGUGCUGUCUACCUGUCAGGCCUGGGAACCGUGGGACUGGAAGUGUACGAGCAGGUGCCAAAGCUGGACGCGGUGAUUUUCCCUGCAGGAGGCCACUGUGGCUUGCUGGCAGGGUCGGCUGCUGCACUCAAACACCUCAACCCACAUAUUUCUGUAAUUGGGGUUGAAUCUGAAAGUUUCCCUGUAUUGCAACAGUCCUUAAAGGCUGGCCACCCAAUUGAAGACCAGGCUUGCAGCAAUCAUCACUUUUAUGGUGAUGUGAGCGGACUUUGCUUCGGCAGCAAUUCUUUGCAGCUGACUGGGAAACUUGUAGAUAAAGUUGUUGCUGUGAGGGAGGAGGACAUCCUCAUUUCGAUGCUGAGAUUGCUGGAGUAUGAGCGAGCCACGGUUGAUGCAGAAGGGGCCAUUGGCCUUGCAGCACUGGUUGCAGGGAAGCUGCCAGAGUUGAAGGGUAAAAGAGUGGCAGUUGUUAUAUGCAGUGGAAACUUGGAAUUACAUUUGCUCCAGCAGUGCAUAGCUCGUGCCCUGACCCUUGAUAACAGAGUGUGUAGAUUUUCCCUUGUGCUUUCUGACUGCCCAGGAGACAUUUCAAAGCUACUGGAGGUUUUGGCUCGGGAAGAAGUAAGAAUUUUGGAUAUCAAACAAGAACGCACAUUUGUGACAUCUGAGCUCUUCACUGUUGAGAUCACCUGCACUGUGGAGACCAGAGACAAGAUCCACACAGCCCAGCUGAGGAACACGCUCUUGGAACGCUACCCCACAGCUGCCUGGACUGAGCGAUGACGGGCACAGCACAAGGGAAAGGGAUGGGAUCCUCCAACAAGUAUUUUAUAGAGACCUAAUCUUGAGGCAUUCAGAACAAAUAUUAGCUUUCAAAGCUGAACAGUUAGCAAAUAGUUUCAGGAUAUUUAUUUUCUGCUCAAAACGUAGUGAAUGUCCUUGGGAAUAAAGUUAAACUCCAAACUUUAGCUUAGCUAAGGGAAACUUCUAAUCUCUGCUGGUGUUGGAAUUCAGUAAUUCAUUAUCUGCUGCUGUCUGGAUUUUGGCUAGUAUGUAGGAUCUUAUGGCAUUCAAUAAAUAAACUGGGA
This is a messenger RNA of Strigops habroptila (Kakapo), 2569 nucleotides long. Its product is annotated as putative threonine dehydratase. The record is from RefSeq and is a predicted model, not a curated record. The transcript is spliced from 12 exons. Gene Ontology annotation, molecular function: L-serine ammonia-lyase activity; threonine deaminase activity. The coding region runs from base 618 to 2264 and encodes 548 amino acids. NCBI's taxonomy places the organism in Eukaryota, Metazoa, Chordata, Aves, Psittaciformes, Psittacidae. Gene Ontology annotation, biological process: L-serine catabolic process; L-threonine catabolic process.